This is a messenger RNA of Anopheles moucheti, 643 nucleotides long. Its product is annotated as keratin, type I cytoskeletal 9-like. The record is from RefSeq and is a predicted model, not a curated record. The transcript is spliced from 2 exons. Bases 58 to 447 code for a protein of 129 amino acids. NCBI's taxonomy places the organism in Eukaryota, Metazoa, Arthropoda, Insecta, Diptera, Culicidae.
CAAUUACAGCGCUUGCUUUAGUAACGAUUCGCAGAACCGUUUUGUAAAACAAUCAUCAUGAAAUCCAUCUCGUGUCUGUUGGCCGUUGUUGCCCUCGUGGCGGUGGUGAGCAGUGCCCCCGUUGAGAACGGUGAACAUCGAGUCGUGCGACAGGCAGGCGGAUUUGGUGCCACGGGAUCGGCUGCUAAUGCUGGUGCGCAAUCUUUCAACCAGGGCUUCGGGCAUGGCUUCCCGGGACAUGGUGGAUUCGGUGGAUUUUCGGGAUCGGCUGCGUCGGCCGGUAGCCAAUCGUUCACACAGGGCGGUGGCCAUGGAUUCGGUGGUUUGUCCGGAUCGGCUGCUAAUGCUGGUGCUCAGUCCUUCUCGCAGGGUGCUGGUGGAUUCCCAGGAUUCGGUGGUAGCAGCGGAUCUGCCGCCGGUGCCGGUUCUCAAUCCUUCGGAGGAUAAGCUCUAAACCUCACGAUACGCUACGAUCUUCAUUGGCCAAGUGUCACCCCACGUACGUGGCUCAUCGAUGUAAAACCCGUGCAAUUUAUUGACGCUUUUGACUAUUGACUUCUUGCUCAGGAAUUAUACGUCUACCACCAAAUCAGUCUUCGUUGUUUUCAUGUGUGGAGUGAAAAUAAAAACUACAACCAUUAUC